This is a messenger RNA of Labrus mixtus (cuckoo wrasse), 2147 nucleotides long. It is a transcript of the gene gba1, whose product is annotated as glucosylceramidase beta 1. The coding region runs from base 151 to 1731 and encodes 526 amino acids. Gene Ontology annotation, biological process: glucosylceramide catabolic process. The transcript has 12 exons. Gene Ontology annotation, molecular function: glucosylceramidase activity. The record is from RefSeq and is a predicted model, not a curated record. NCBI's taxonomy places the organism in Eukaryota, Metazoa, Chordata, Actinopteri, Labriformes, Labridae.
CAUGACACAUACAAAAGUCUCAUUCGCUCGUCAAAACAUCAGUGGGCUUAAACGGCGGAGUUGAUAAAGUCAAGGUGACGAUCAGUUGUGAUUUUAUUUUAUUACCUUACAGGACAUGACAGAGUUUGUAUCCGGAUCCUGUAAGAUAAAAUGGCGCUGUCGUUGCCAUUAUAUUUACUUUUGGCCUUUGUUGUCCUCAUUGCAGAAGUGACCAUCUCAUCAGGAAGUAAUGAAUGUGUUGCCAGGAAGUUUGGCCAUGACUCUGUUGUGUGUGAGUGUAAUUCCACAUACUGUGACAGUGUUGGGUCAGUCCCUUUGCCUCCUCCGGGUCAGUACUCCUCCUACCUGAGCAGCAUGGCGGGCAGCAGACUGGAGGCAGCGCAGGGUCUGGUCCAGGUGAACAGCACAGGGACAGGUCUCAGGUUGACUAUCGUUCCCUACCAGAAGUACCAGAGGAUCAGGGGAUUUGGUGGAGCUAUGACGGACGCGGCAGCCAUCAACAUCCUGUCUCUGUCCGCUGGUGCACAGGAUCAGCUGCUCAGACAGUACUUCUCACCUGAAGGUAUUGGCUACAAUGUGGUGCGCGUUCCCAUAGCAAGCUGUGACUUCUCCACCCGUCUAUACACGUAUGCCGAUACUCCUGGAGACUACAACCUGGAUAAUUUCACCCUGUCCCCCGAGGAUGUAAAGAUGAAGAUCCCUCUCCUGCAGCGUGCUCAGGCCUUGUCACCUCGCCCCUUGUCUCUGCUUGCGAGUGCCUGGAGUGCCCCCGCCUGGUUGAAAACUAACGGUGCACUCAUAGGAAAAGGAUCCCUGAAGGGCCAGCCUGGGGGCAAAGAGUACAAAACCUGGGCUCAGUAUUAUAUCAGGUUCCUUGAUGAAUAUGCUAAAUAUAACUUGACCUUCUGGGCUCUGACCACAGGGAAUGAGCCCACUGCAGGAGAGAUGACCCACUACAGUUUCCAGGCUCUAGGCUUCACUCCUGAGGAGCAGAGGGACUGGGUGGCUCUGGACCUGGGCCCUGCUCUGCACACUUCGUCUCAUCCUCACACACACGUCCUCAUACUGGAUGACAACCGCCUGCUGCUGCCGCACUGGGCCAAAGUGGUGUUAAAUGAUAUUCAUGCAGGAAAGUACAUUCAUGGUGUUGCAGUUCACUGGUACAUGGACAGUCUGGUCCCAGCUGAGAUAAGCCUGGGAGUCACACAUCACCUGUACCCAGAGUAUUACCUGUUCGGCACAGAGGCGUGCUCGGGCUGGAACCCUCUCGACAGAGGGGUGAAGCUGGGUAGCUGGGACCGAGCUGAACAGUACGCACACGACAUUAUAGAGGACUUAAAUCAUUAUGUGGUGGGUUGGACUGACUGGAACUUGGCGUUGGACCAGACUGGUGGGCCAAACUGGGUGAAAAACUUUGUAGACAGCCCUGUUAUAGUGGAUUCAAAACGUGAUGUUUUCUACAAGCAGCCCAGCUUCUAUAGCAUGGCCCACUUCAGUAAGUUCCUGUGGGAGGGGUCUCAGAGAGUGGGCGUGUCCACCAGUGAAGAAACCCACCUGGAAUAUUCUGCCUUCAUCAGACAAGAUGGCUCAGUAGUGCUCAUCGUACUCAACAGGUCAUCAUCGGUGAUCAGGUUUGAAGUUUGGGAUCCAGCUGUAGGCUACAUACCCUCCAUUGCUCCGGCUCAUUCAGUGCUCACACUCACCUGGACUGGAACACACACUGAUCAGUAAUACGAGUCCAUGACACAAUAAGUAUGCAUGUCAAGCUGGAAGCUUCCCACCACCCAAGAAAUGAUUAUCUUGAGUACGAGGUUGGUGCCAAACCACUCAUGCAUAUUUUCAUAUUUGGCACAAGAUUACUUUUGUCUGGCUUUUCUGCACAGCUUCAGUGAUUUCAUUUGUAAAUUAACCUUGACAAACCAGAAGUAACCUCAUUUAUGUGAGUAAUAAAACAAUUGCACUGAUUUUUUUUAUUAAGGAAAGGUACUUGAAUGUAGCAGUUCACCUAAAGGGGAACUGGUGCCUUGAGUUGCAGUUAAAAGAUGCUUUAAGUGUCCUACAAAGAAUCAGUAAUGUACAGAUUUUGUUAAUGACUUCUGUUGCUAUUUAAUCUUUGGAUUUUAAAUAAAGCAUAACAUUUUAACGUU